This is a messenger RNA of Drosophila busckii, 886 nucleotides long. RefSeq lists its product as uncharacterized. NCBI's taxonomy places the organism in Eukaryota, Metazoa, Arthropoda, Insecta, Diptera, Drosophilidae. The transcript has a single exon. The record is from RefSeq and is a predicted model, not a curated record. Bases 132 to 866 code for a protein of 244 amino acids.
AUUUAAGGGGAAACUUAUCUGGGAUGACGUCAAGAGACGAUGCUGCGACAAAUUUGCCUCGCUUAUCUGCUGGCUUAGCGAGAAUUAUAAAAGGUCUGUUCAGCGCUGUGGAAGAUUAGUUUACCUGCAAUAUGAAGAGCUGCCUGUUGUUGCUCUGCCUAGGGGCGUUUGCCUGCGCUGCCAUUUUGCCUCUGGAACCAGCAAUGGACCCUUUGGGAACAGCAGUUGCGCCCACGAUGCCGCCCGGCAAUCUGGCAAUGGAGCUGCAGGAUUUGUACAGUUUGAUACAGUUUAAACAGCUGGACCAGCUCUUUGUGCGCUAUUUGAUCAACGAUGCGCAGUUCCAGGCCUUUGUACGCAUCAUUAACAGCAACGCCGGCGUCAUGGCACGUUGGCGUUGGCACAGUCAACCGGAGUUGCAUACGCUUCCAGGCCAAUGGUUCAGGCAGCGUCUGUUGCUGAGUGGCGGCAAAUUGAAAAUGAAGCACUUACAGGAAAUGGAAAUGUGCUUUACGCCCACCAAUCGUUAUAACUACUGGGCAAGUAGCGUCGCUGGCUGGCAGGGAUUCCUCAAUGAGCUGGAAAUGUACAUUCCUCUGCAUGCCAUACAAGCCCAGAUUGAUGCGCAUCUGCAACAAUCCGCCGAGUUUGUGCAAUUUUGGCAGCAAUUCGGCACCUUGAAGCUGGCUUAUGAGCGUUGGCUGACGCUGCCUUUCACGCAAGAUAUUGUGACUCAGUUGCAGGCGGCGGGCAUUGAUACGGUCCAGCUAGAUAGCCGCAUACGUCAGCUAUUUGGUUGGCCAGCUACCGUAACUGCCACUAACUCAACAACUGCUGUGCCGCCAGUUCCACCACAAGUAGUUUGAAUUUACAACACACUAUUUAA